Molecule: messenger RNA, 1283 nt
Organism: Paramecium sonneborni
Lineage: Eukaryota; Ciliophora; Oligohymenophorea; Peniculida; Parameciidae
Source: the annotation of a GenBank genome assembly
AUGCAAACAAAAAAAGAGCAAUUAUUUUUAAAACCUUAAUAAAAUGUUGGAUCAUUAAAUUAAGAACCUUUAACUAUUAGAUUUCUUAGACAUUAAGCUAAAUCUUAAGAAGUAAUUAUUUGUUCUAAAUUUUAAUAGCUUUAUACUAAUUUCUUAUAGCAAAAAGAACCAAAAAUAAUAAAAUAACCUAAGAAGUGGACUUUGAAAUAAUUAUUAAAUAUAGUUGAUAAGUAAUCAUAAGCAAUAUAAACAACUCGUUUUUUUAAUAUAAGAAAUUUAAACAAAAGAAGUUAAGAGUAAAGUAAGGAGAAAGAUAAAUCAGAUGUUGUACCUGUUGUGGAAGAGAAGUUUAUUGAAGAAUAAGUUGGAGAAUCAGCAAGAAUAAGAUUGGUAAAAUUUCUUUCUUUUCACAAAGUUAAUUAAAAUGGAUAAGUUGAUAAAACUAGACAAGGAUUUAAUUUAAACUUAUCUCAAAUAAAAUCAGAGAAUCAAAGUUAAAAUAGUAUCAAAAAAACUUUCAUUAAAAUAAAUACUUCAAGACUUAGAUAAGAUCUUAAUAAUAGUGUAACUGAUUAAAGAAAUUAAUUUAAGACAAUAAAAUAGAAAAUGCAAAACAUUUUUAGUACAACUGAAAGAAAGGUUUUAGUUUCUUAUGCAAAUACUGCUUAACAAUUACAAUUAACUUCAGGUAGAAAAAGAAAUACUAAAAUUGUCAAAAAGUUUUAAAGAAUUACAAAAGAAAUAAUUUAGGUUGUAAAAUACAUGUUGAAAUAUAAAUUAUGGUUUUGUUAUCCUAUCACAUAUAAUAGAACAUUUUUAUAAAAAAUAUUAGAAAAAUAAUUUGAAUAGAUUAAAAAUGAAUUACAUUAAGAUCCUUAAUUGGUGCAUAUAAGAAACUAAGUAUUUUAUAUAAAAUAAACAAGAGCAUGGAUAAACUCCUUUGCAUCUAGCAUGCAUUUAAAAUAAUUUUGCUUUGACAAAAUUAUUUAUUUAAAACAAAAGCUAUCUGAAUAGUUUGGAUUAGUUCUAAUUAACUCCUUUAUCAUAUGCAAUUUAAUCUAAUUCUACGAUAUGUCUCAAAGUACUAUUUGAUUAGAUUAAAGUUAUUACUUGAUUCGUUGGCAUCUCCUUGGUCACCUCCUGGAUAAAUGAUUGAUUUAAGUAAAUUAACUCCUUUGAUGAAAGAGAUAAUUCUUAAAUCAAGGAUAUGUGAUGUAUUACGUAUUUGGAAGAGAGAAGUUAAGAUAAAGUAGUUGGUUAAAUAAUUUAGUAAAAAUAAAUGA